This is a messenger RNA of Aspergillus fumigatus Af293, 2238 nucleotides long. Its product is annotated as transcription factor domain-containing protein. The record is from RefSeq and is a predicted model, not a curated record. NCBI's taxonomy places the organism in Eukaryota, Fungi, Ascomycota, Eurotiomycetes, Eurotiales, Aspergillaceae.
AUGCACUGGUGGAGGAGUUGGGUGGAACCUGCAGCCAAACAUGAGAGACACCGGCGGGUUUUAUGCUGCCGGAGCGCAACGUCGUCGAGGAUAUGGGCUGAGAAACGGUAUCUCAAGUCCUCCCGUUUCCACUCCACAAGCACAACCGUCCAAUGGGCAAUGACAGCGGAAGCUCGCGCGAAACCCCACAGCUUGGUGCACAGCUUGCAUGGAUCCUUGCUUGUGGCCAGCCCCUUACAACGUUCCCCGCAAGUUACCAGAUGGUCAGCACGGCCAGACCCGUGUCCCGCUAGCGAGGUGACUCUUUGGCGUGUCUGGUCUAGCGCCACGGUAAAAGCCAAAUGGAUUACGGGGUUGUAUAUGGGGUCAUUCGCCACUAACCCCACACGCUGGACUCUGAUUGAUUUAAGACCUCCCCCCCCCUUUGUGUCAGACGCGGAGUGUCGGUUUCUCUUCCCCCCUUUACUCGUGGACUCUGCUGCCGUUUCUGCUCGCUGUGGACACCGGCAUGGCAACCAAGCAGCCGAGCAGAGGACCUGCGGCAUACCCCCGUCGCAGGGCCGUGAGAGCAUGCCAGGUCUGUCGGGCUCGUCGGACGAAAUGCGACAACAAGAAGCCGGCGUGCUCGUUUUGCGAAAAAAUAGGCGCCAAGUGCGUGGUCAACGACCCCACCGACAUGUCAGUAAACAAAGCGAGGACUCAGGGCCGGCCCUUCGAAACAGCAAUGCACUGGACACAAUUAGGCACGCCUCAGCUGCGGGAGACAGCGGGUGGACUACCUUCAACAGCAGCCCUGUGUACCAGACGCACGGUUCUGACUUGAGUCGACUGACUAUCGAGACGAUCCUCUCCUGGAGCGUGUUUGAAGGGAAAUACGACGCUGGCCCAAGUCUCACAGACCUGCUGUCCUCGCCAACAACCCUGUCGCAGGAGCCUUUCCUCGCCAGCAUUGACCCCCGGCACGAACGCCUCGACCUGGACCUGAGGACCUGCACCCGGUUGCUCCACACCUUUCUCGAGGAGGUGCAUAUUGCCAACCCCAUCCUGGACGGUCCCUUAGUUACCGGUUACCUGUACCAGGCAUGUAUCCAUGGAAUCGGCUGGGAUGCACCCUCGUGCCUCGUGCUGCUCAUAUGUGCCUUGGGCGCAAUCUCCGAAAGCUUUCAUGAGCACCACGAAGCCAGCUCGAUGACUGCGCGACAGUCGCCGACCUUUCACCUCGGCCAGCGAUACUUCGAGGCCGCGCAAAUGCGACUCGGAGCGGUGCUCCGGACGCACGGGGUGCUGGAGGCGCAAUGUUUCUUCUAUUCUGGUGUGUACCUGAUGGCCAUAUUUCAGCCACUCCGUGCCUGGCGGUGUUUCGUGCAGGCCGCCGCCAUGGCAGAGACCCUGCUCUUCUCGUACGGGGGGAACAGCCCGCAUGCAGCUGGCGCUCGCCUCAAGAGCGAGACUCGCUGCCUGGAGACGACCCAUUGGGCCUGCCUCAAGUCCGAACUCGAGCUCCGGCUUGAGCUCGGCCUCAACCAGCCCGACCCGCUCGGGUUCACAUAUCCAACAUUCUUCCCCACCGUGCCCAUGCAGCAACUCAAUCGUGACGAGUCCCGCGUGUGGUAUUUCUACCUCGCCGAAACCGCCGUGCGCCGGCUCACCAUGCGGAUCAUGCACAUAAAAUGCGCGAGGUCUCGCUGGAUUUUGAAAUCCAGGCCUCGGAUUGGUAAGGAAACCCCUCCUCUUCUGGCUAUCAUCUCAGCCCUCCUCUUUACUUACCACUGCCGAAGAACGACUUCCCUUCCACCCGUCCUCACCCUCUCCACCCCGGAAAUGGACGACGACGUGCUCAAGUUCGUCUUGCGCGGCCACCUCCUCGACUGCUACGAGUGGAUCUACUUCCCCUACCUGCUCGAAGCGAUUGCACACGCAGCCCCGCGCAACCCGGCCACCGAUGAGUUUGUCGUCCGCGGCCUCGCCAUGGCCGCCGAGCGCAUCCACAAGAACCGCAAGGGCUUCCGCCACCGUCACCACGGCGUCUGGCUCAUGCUGCGCUCGUGUACGCGGAGUGCGCUCCUGCUGGUUGCGGCGAGUCGGGCGGCGGGGGGUGUGCGCGAUAUGCUGCCUGUGGGUUGGAAGGCGGCGGUUCGGGGCGCGGUGGAGAUGUUGGCGUACUGGAGGGAUGAGGCCGGGGAUGCGAGGGAGAGGCUGAGGGUUCUUGAGGAGGUGGUCGCGGGAUGGGGGGAGUAA